AUGGCUGAAGAUUUCGAGCUAUGGGAUAUCAUCUGUGAUGGACCCUUUGUCCCUACCAAGAAUCUUGGUGACUUAGCUGUAGCCAUUCCCAAGACAAGGAAGGAAUUCAAUGAUGCUGAUCGAAAGGCGCUAGCCAAGGAAAUUUGGGAAGCCCUUCAGACUGCUCAUGAAGGAACAACACAGGUGAAGCAAUCCAAUAUCGACAUGCUCACAAUUGAAUACGAGUUCUUCAAGACGAAAGAUGACGAAUCCAUCCAAGAUGUACAUAAUCGGUUCACCUCUAUCAUCAAUGAGCUUCACUCUAUUGGUGAAAUCAUUCCAGGAAACAAGCUUGUCAGAAAAAUCCUUGGCUACAUGUCAAAUAUGAAUGUCACCGGUAAUGCAACACAGUGA
Messenger RNA from Nicotiana attenuata, 393 nucleotides. RefSeq lists its product as uncharacterized. The transcript has 2 exons. The coding region runs from base 1 to 393 and encodes 130 amino acids. The record is from RefSeq and is a predicted model, not a curated record. Lineage: Eukaryota; Viridiplantae; Streptophyta; Magnoliopsida; Solanales; Solanaceae.